Molecule: messenger RNA, 582 nt
Organism: Plasmopara halstedii
Lineage: Eukaryota; Oomycota; Peronosporomycetes; Peronosporales; Peronosporaceae
Product: splicing factor 3a subunit 2
Exons: 2
Coding region: 1-582 (193 amino acids)
Biological process (GO): spliceosomal complex assembly
Cellular component (GO): U2-type prespliceosome; catalytic step 2 spliceosome; U2 snRNP
Source: RefSeq, a predicted model, not a curated record
AUGGACUUCCAGAACCGUGUUGGGUCCAAGCCUGGGUCAGGCGGCGUAGCUUCCGAGUCGCAAAGUAAUGUUGACCGCCGUGAGCGACUGCGAAAGCUUGCACUUGAGACCGUGGAUUUGGCUAAAGAUCCUUACUUUAUGAAAAAUCACUUGGGCACGUACGAAUGUAAACUCUGUCUUACGUUACACAAUAAUGAGGGCAACUACCUUGCGCACACUCAGGGUUAUAAAGUAACCAAGCAACGAGACCCUGAUUCGAGCGCUAGGAUUCUUUUGUUUCAGAUUGCGUACCCGGAAAUUGCAGACAAAUUACAACCACGUCAUCGAUUCAUGUCUGCCUUUGAACAGAAGGUCGAGGUGCCAGAUAAAAACUGGCAGUAUCUGCUCUUUGCAUGCGAACCGUACGAAACUGUGGCAUUCAAGAUUCCUAACGUUGACAUUGAUAAGAGCGAAGGCAAAUUUUUUAGCAAUUGGGAUAAGGACGGGAAAACCUUUACGCUUCAAUUGACAUUUGCUGUCGGUGAUGCCGUUAAGAAGCAACCAGCACCACCUCCUCCUCGUCCACAAUUGCGGUAUUUGUAG